UUGAAGUCGUGUGAUGAUGGUGUCCGGUGUUGUUCCAGCCUGCAUACCAGCACCGGGACACCGUGUUCAGCACAAAUACUCCCGUACGGUUAUGGAUGACAUGCAUGUCCGCUAGCUUGAUUUGCUUUCAAUUAGUUUGUAGGUGACCCACACAUCAUGCACCUACCAACCUGGUCUGCUUACAGCCCCACCUGCAGCUGAGCCUCUCCUCAGCUUGAGCUCUAAAACCCUCCCUCCAACACCAUGGAUUCUGACCAGCAGAGCAGCCCUCUUCCCCAGCUUAGUGCAGAAUACUUUUCAUGGAACUACCGCCUUCAGCUUAUCGGCUUGGGCUUUGCCUUCUAUGCAGGAAUAUUCCUCCUUUCCCACCUCGUGUCUUCAGCAUUGUUCUGCACCUACAACUCCCUGAUAGCUAAGGAGAAAGUUUUCUGGAACCUCGCAGCGACUCGGGCUGUGUUUGGCAUCCAGAGUACUGUAGCCGGACUCCGAGCCUUGACCCAAGACUCAUUGUUAACCAGAGACAGAGUGAAGGGACAAGAAGACUGGUCAUGGUUCAACAUGCUCACAGCCACAGGUUUCUUCGUGUUUGAGAAUGUAGCACUUCACUCCUCCAGUGUGGUAUUUCGGUCAUUUGACCUCCCACUGGCUACGCACCAUUUCUUCGCCCUGUCGGGUUAUGCAGGAGGAGUGGUGUGGGAUUCAAUGGGCCACUAUCUGCCAAUGGUUACGCUGCUGCUGGAGAUGAGCACGCCAUUCACCUGUAUAUCCUGGAUGUUACUGAAGGCUGGCUGGGCCCGCACUCUGUUUUGGAAAGCCAACCAGUGGGUGAUGAUCCACUCAUUCCACUGUCGCAUGGUGCUCACCUACUACAUGUGGUGGGUAACUGUGACCCACUGGGAAGGGAUCAACACCCAUGUGGCUCUGCCCGUGCGCCUACUCUUCUUCUCUGGCCUCGCUCUGCUCACAUUGAUUAUUAACCCCCUCUGGACACACAAGAAGACCAUGCAGCUGCUGAAUCCUGUUGACUGGAACUUUGGAAACAAGCCGGUGCCCCAAAACGGUGCCUCGGAGGGUCAGUCAGAAGUUUCUGUUAAACCCCACGCUAGUUGAGGGGUAUCAAAGAGAACAUUUCCUCUGAGAGAUGCCUUUUUUGCUUUUUUUUUAAUGGAUGCCUGAAGUUACUGUGAAGUUAGAGUGAUGAUAGUAAGUUAAGUGUUGCUAAACUUUUUAUACAAAAGGAAACUUUGGCAUCUUUCAACCUGCACCCUGUUUUCCCAUGUUUUGUGUCCAAGUUACUACUUAUAACAACGUUUUUGGAAUUCUG
This is a messenger RNA of Centropristis striata (black sea bass), 1324 nucleotides long. It is a transcript of the gene cln8, whose product is annotated as CLN8 transmembrane ER and ERGIC protein. Gene Ontology annotation, cellular component: membrane; endoplasmic reticulum. The coding region runs from base 244 to 1110 and encodes 288 amino acids. The transcript has 3 exons. Gene Ontology annotation, biological process: lipid homeostasis. The record is from RefSeq and is a predicted model, not a curated record. NCBI's taxonomy places the organism in Eukaryota, Metazoa, Chordata, Actinopteri, Perciformes, Serranidae.